Cryptomeria japonica (Japanese cedar) is the source of this 1370-nucleotide messenger RNA. RefSeq names its product translation initiation factor IF3-4, chloroplastic. Gene Ontology annotation, molecular function: ribosome binding; translation initiation factor activity. Bases 210 to 1124 code for a protein of 304 amino acids. The transcript has 9 exons. Gene Ontology annotation, biological process: translational initiation; ribosome disassembly. The record is from RefSeq and is a predicted model, not a curated record. NCBI's taxonomy places the organism in Eukaryota, Viridiplantae, Streptophyta, Pinopsida, Cupressales, Cupressaceae.
AAUUUAAUUUUACCUCAAAUCUAAUAUAGAAUUCAGUAGAAGAAAAUGAAGGUUGAGAUGUGACCAAUCGGUUUUAUGACUGGGAAAAGAUAAGAUCCAAAGCUCACCUUACCUGAAAAACUCAAAAUCUCUACUCUGAAAUUUCGGUUUCCGUCUCAUACAAAACUGAACAAAUUAGCAGGUUAGAUAGUAAGAAUUCAUCAGAAGACAUGAGUGGGCUCGCAGCAAGGCCUUUCCAUGCACUUUUCUCACAGAGAGCAACCGUAAAACAAACAGCUGCCUCAGCUUCAUUAUCAUCUGCAUUCUCAGGAGUGCAAUUGCGCGUGGGCAAGAAUACUCGGUGGAGCAGAACUCAAACUCGCGACUCGCGUGGCAAGGGUGGAUUAGUGGUGGUCGCCAGGGCUUUCCGAGGGUCAAGGAGACAGACAGAUGGAUACUCACAACCUUCUAACCUGAUCGAUCCUGCCCUUGAUAUCGACAGCCUCGAGUCACCAUCUGUGAGGCUUAUAGACGGGGAACAGAAUAUGGUAGGCGUAGUGAGCAUAGAUGAAGCCAUUGAGAAGGCAGAGGAUGCUGAACUUGAUCUGGUGAUUUUAUCCCGUGACGAAGACCCUCCAGUUGUUAGAUUAAUGGAUUACAGUAAAUACAAGUUUGAUCAACAGAAGAGGAAGCGAGAACAACAGAAGAAGAGCUCAGGGGUUUCUGGUGAUAUUAAGGAGCUUAAAAUGGGGUGUAAUAUAGAAUCCCAUGAUUAUAAUGUACGCCUGCGAGCUGCUCAGCGUUUUCUCCAAGAUGGUCAUAAGGUCAAGUUCAUGGUGCAAUUCAAGGGUCGUGAGUAUAAUUACAGAGAGAAAGCCAUCAAGAUAUUUGAGCGAUUUGAAAAUGACCUGAAGGAGUUGGGAGCAUUGGAGACCACAAAUUAUGCAGAUAGAAAUAUGUAUAUAGUGGUUCAACCAAUUAAAGGGGCGGUGAAGGGGCAAGCUAAGCCAAAUAAUACAAAGAAAUCAGAAAAGAGGUCACUCGACAAGAAGCUAAUGGCCAAAGAUACGACUGAACAAAGUCCAUUGAUUAAGGAAGAGUCAGUGAUUGAAGAGGCCAUGACUGAAGUUUCGUCUGGAGUGUGAGUCAAUUUGAAUCUUACAAUUCUCAGUCAUGUAAAAUAGCAUGGGUAUGGGCAAGAGUUUCAUCUGUGUCCAUUUCCAAGUGUAAACUUUUAAAAAAAUGUAUAUGUUUUGUCAGAAGCAUCAUUUGUAAUGCUAGAAUCUAGAUUCAUAAUUUCUUGCUUCAUGACCUCCUUCCAUCAAUUAUAUAUGUUUUGUCAGAAGCAUUAUUUGUAGUGCUAUAAUCAAGAUUUAAUAUUUCUUGCUUCA